Molecule: messenger RNA, 1332 nt
Organism: Cylindrotheca closterium
Lineage: Eukaryota; Bacillariophyta; Bacillariophyceae; Bacillariales; Bacillariaceae
Source: the annotation of a GenBank genome assembly
AUGCUAUCCUCCAUACAGCCCAUGAAAUCUUCUAUGAUGUUGGCAACCACCACGCGAACGAUAAUACGAUCCUCGUCAUCAUCACUGUCAACAGGCGCCAGGCGAUCGGCUGCUUGUCAACGGAAUAACUUUCAUGGAUUCACAAACAAGUCUCCCCGAAAUCAGCAACAGUUUCACCAAAAGACGGCAAGACGGCGUCGAUUCUCCGCUACGGCUAUCGAGGAGGUGGCCCAAGAACCAUCUUAUGAUACACUCAAAAUCAUUGCGAUUGGUCAAGCCAUUCCUUUUAUUGGAUUUGGUUUCAUGGACAAUGCUAUUUUGAUCGUGGCAGGAGACGCUAUUGACACUUAUUUGGGAGUGACACUGGGAAUUUCAACACUCUGUGCAGCCGCGAUUGGAAACAUUAUCAGUGAUCUUGCUGGUAUUGGUAUGGGGACUGUCAUUGAAGAUUUUUGCGCCAACCGAUUGAAACUUCCUACUCCUGAUUUGUCAACUGCCCAACGGCAGUUACGGAGCGUCCGAUUUGCGGGUCAAAUGGGCAUGGCCGUGGGCAUGACCUUUGGCUGUAUUGUUGGAAUGUUCCCUUUGUUUUUUAUUGAUGACAAAAAGGUCCAGAACCUCAAGAAGAAGGCCCAUUUAGAAGCGUUGUUUAUGGAUGUGGUUACCGAGGCCAAGACUUUGGUUGGCGCUGAGUCUACUUGCUUGUAUCUCCGCGUGACAAAAGACAAGGAGAAGUUGCUCGAAAAACAUGCCCAUCUUCCCUACUGUCCGGCAGCUGAUGGUGAAUAUCUCUAUGCCAUGUACUAUGUUCUUCCCAAGAGCAAGAAACAGAAAUCCGUUGAGAAAGCGAGGAGUAGUCUGCCACUGGCCAUUGAUGAAGUGGAUACUUCCCGGUUCUUACCGCUCGGUAAGGGGAUCGUCAGUCGGGCUGUCAUGACUGGUGAAGCCUGGAACAUUCGAGACGUCAGUGAAGAACCAGAUUUCUUUCCGGAAGUUCGAUCGGAAGAUGUCGCACGUCCCUUGGAUGAGUUGCGGCACAUGGUGGUUGUUCCUGUUUUGGAUUAUCAAGGUCGUUCGAUUGGCGUGAUUCGGGCCAUGAAUAAGAUUGCUUCUUCCAGUGUUGGCGCUGGACCUCCGGGGGAUGGAUUUACUUCAAUCGAUGUGCAGGCGCUGAAAGCAUUGGCCAGUCACAUUAGUGUUUCGUUGAAUUCGGUAUACCAAGAUCAGGAUGACGAAGAAGUUCGAUUGCGAGAUUCAAUCCGGAUCCUGAAGGAACAGGGAAUACAGGGAAAGCAGCAAGGCUCGUUGACCAAGCUUUUUCCUGUCGAAUAA